UCGUUUGCAUCGCAUUUGUUCGUGCUUGUUUUCGUGAAAAUAAAGUUGUAAAUUUUGUGAAAUCGCCGGAAAAUGGAAACGAUUUUCGAAAUUCAACGCCGUCUACACGAGGAAUGCGACCGCCUGGUGAUGGCCAUGUCCGAGGAGCUGCAAACGCCGAAGAAAACCACGAAGGAAAAGGUUUUGGCCGACCAUCGGAUCAAGAUCUACCUGGAGCGGUACCAGAGCUGCAGCAAGUCGCUGCUGGAGCUGUACCAGGACAAGGAUGGCGAGCGGAAGCAGGAAAUUACCAACAUGAGUGUGAACGAGUUCAAGGAGUUUUACAGUCAGUUUAAUUCGCUGGUGGAGUUCCACCAGAAUCAUGGCAACAAUGUGGCCAUUCCGGCGUCGAUUGAGUUUUCUAAGCUGCGCGAGCAGCUGAACGAUCCGGCUUACUUGGCCGAGGUGGUUAAGUUUAGCGAUGUGGAGAACUACGGACAGUACUUGGAUCUGCACGAGUGUUUCGAUAACUAUAUCAAUCUGAAGGCGGUGGACAAGGUGGAUUACAUUACCUAUCUGUCGGAGUUUAACAAGUUUUCGGACGUUCCGAAGAAGCAGAAGAAUAUUAAGUACAAGAAGUAUCUGGAGUUGCUGCACGACUACCUGUAUGGCUUCAUAACGAGGAGUCGGCCGUUGUUCUUCGAGCUGGAUCACACGGUGAAGCGAAAUGAGCUGCAAUUUGAGGAUAUGUGGAAGAAUGGUGAAGCUCCCGGGUGGGAGCGCGGCAAGGAUGUGGAGGAAGAUGCGAUGAUUAAUUUGAAUGAGUUCUCCAAGUGGGAGGAUUUGACUUACUUGGGGUUGGAUCGGUUGAAGUCGGCUCUGCAGGCCAUGGGUAUGAAGUGCGGUGGAACGUUGGAGGAGCGUGCCCAGCGUCUGUUCGCUUGCAAGGAGGACAAAAACAAGGAAAACGAAUACAAGCGUCUGAUGUACAACCAGAAGGACAAGGACAUCGCUCUGCUCGAGUACAAGAUUACCAAACUGGCGGAGUUGGUGGACGAUCAGAUCUACGAGACGAAGAUUAACCUCCAGCGCAAGCAGGCUCGCUACACGUUGGACGAAAGCGACGAGGACAGCAUGGAUGAGGUGGAAUCCGACGACGAUGACGGAAUUCCGUACAAUCCGAAGAAUCUCCCGCUGGGCUACGACGGCAAACCGAUCCCGUACUGGUUGUACAAGCUGCACCAGCUGCACUUUACGUACGAGUGCGAAAUAUGCGGUAACUACAAGUACAAUGGGCCGAAGGCGUUCCAGAAUCACUUUUCCGAGUGGCGACAUGCGCACGGGAUGCGCUGUCUGGGCAUUCCCAACACGGCCCACUUUGCCAACAUUACCAAGAUCGAGGAUGCGCUGCUGCUGUGGGACAAGGUUAAGGAGCAGACUUUCUCCAAAAUGUGGGUUCCGGCCAACGAGGAGGAGUUUGAGGACUCGAGGGGAAACAUUCUCAGCAAGAAGGUGUAUCUGGAUCUGCAGAAGCAGGGUUUGCUCUAGGUUGUAGGAUGUAAAGUUAAGAUUCGACGGGCAUUUCUAUUGAUAUAAAUAAUAGCGUGGCGCCAACAUUGCUAGGAUAUUUGAUC
Molecule: messenger RNA, 1613 nt
Organism: Ochlerotatus camptorhynchus
Lineage: Eukaryota; Metazoa; Arthropoda; Insecta; Diptera; Culicidae
Gene: noi
Product: splicing factor 3a subunit 3 noi
Exons: 3
Coding region: 73-1527 (484 amino acids)
Biological process (GO): mRNA splicing, via spliceosome
Cellular component (GO): spliceosomal complex; nucleus
Molecular function (GO): RNA binding; zinc ion binding
Source: RefSeq, a predicted model, not a curated record